AUGGAGACGGUCUAUCAGUCAAGAAGGAAGUUUGAAGUUCCCAUCUGUCAACUAUCCAAUCCCACUGUGCAGGGUUGUCGUGAGGAUGCGGCAGUUUCCAAAAUUAUGACCUACACAAUUCCAGAACAUAUGGAUAAAGAUAUACAUGAAAGGCUUCCCAAUAUAGUGGACAUAUUCAUGGGCGAUGUAAUCCAGGACUGCUGGGAUCGGGACGGGCAUCAGAGGAGGGAAGAUGGCUGUAGCGAACUCUCUGAGCUCUCAGAGAGUGACCUCUCGGGUAUCAGUCCCACCGAUGCACACCGAUUGGGCUACCCAGUUAUUAUACAUGAAACAGAAAUUGGAAAAUAA
Molecule: messenger RNA, 348 nt
Organism: Paracoccidioides brasiliensis Pb18
Exons: 2
Coding region: 1-348 (115 amino acids)
Source: RefSeq, a predicted model, not a curated record